UGCGGCCCUAGAUUAAAUUAGUGAGCAUCAGGGCAGACAGGGGAAGUACUCGGGGAAGCUGGACGAGCAGAGAGUGGGACAAGAGCUCUGUCGGUGCAGAGAACCACUAUUUUGGGAGGUGGACAGGACACUUUCUUUUUCUUUUCUUUUCUUUUCUUUUCUUUUUUCUCCUUCCCUGCUGAACAGUGGAAAUGGAAGCCUUGUCAUAUAUUUUUCUUUUGGCUUGUGCCUGCUUUGUUUAUCAGGCUGAUGGACGCAGAACAUACAGUGACAUGUUCCCCCACAAGCAUGCCCUAGCAGGAAAGUUUCCUUUUCCAAUUCCACCAAUUCCUGGCUGGGAUCCUGACACAAACCCGUGGGACGAUUACCUCUACCCACCACUAAACCCAAAGCCAAAGGAGCUCAUGCACCGAAGAGGUAAACCCAAGGUUCGUCUGACCAGUGACAGUCCAGCUCUGAACGGCUCUUGUAUCUCCUUCACUGCCAAGCUGGAGUACCCUCCGUGCCAGAAGGAGGAUGCCAGUGGGAACCUUGUCUGGGAUGAUCACUGUGAGGACGGUACGGAGCUGGAGGCCUCAGCCAAUGGACAGGUUCGUUCUGGCUACGUGUACAACUGGACUUCUUGGUUGGAUGACUAUGGCUUCGGAAAGUGUACAGACAUGACAAAAUGCAAUGUGUUCCCUGAUGGGAAACCUUUCCCUCAGAGCAAUGACUGGAGACGCAAGAGCUACGUCUACGUGUGGCACACAAUGGGCCAAUACUAUGAGACGUGUGAUGGCUCAUCCUCGAGCGUGACCAUCAACACCACCAGCAUCCCACUGGGGGCAGACGUCAUGGAGAUCAUGGUCUACAGGAAGCGUGAGCGCAGGAAGUACAGUCCCCUCACCACCGACAACACCGUCUUCUACGUCACAGAUAAGAUCCCGGUGGUGGUCAACAUCUCCCAGAGGGCUGCGGUCAACGAGUCGAAGAACGUUUUCUUCCGUGGUGAGGAUGUGGUCUUCAAAGUCCAGCUUCACGACCCCAGCGGCUACCUCAAAACUGCCGCAGCCAUUGACUACAUCUGGGACUUCAGAGAUGGCAACCAGCUGGUAACACACCGUGAAGUGACCACGCACACCUACAGCUCGCUGGGGAGCAUGAGUGUGAAGCUGGUGGUGGAGGCGGCGUUCCCCGUGGAGUGUCCACCAGCUGCUGCCACCACGACUCCGAGGAGCUUCACGCCACCGCCUCCUACAGAGGCUCCCACACCUCCAUUCGGUACUCAUGCUGUUACUGUCAAGAUGGAGACCACACAUGUGCCACCCAGCACCAGCCGGCCCUUCCCCCGCUCCUCUCCCAGUGCCACAACAGGGUUGCCGACCACCGAGCCCCUCCCGCCUACUGUUGCCAGUGCCACCCCAGAGGCCAGGCCCGCCACCCCGGCCUCGCUCCUCAAAAGACGCCUCAACAGCAACGGGUGUUUCCGCUACGCCUAUGGAACCUUCAUGGGGAACAUCACCAUUAUCGAGCCAAAGCACGCGCUCAACACCCAACCAAACAGUCGCAUCGUGGACGUGUCAGCUGCCAGAGUGACAAAAACUGACAUCACCUUCCUUGUGAAAUGUCUGGGCAGCAUCCCCACUUCAGCAUGCACCAUUGUGUCAGACCCCAGCUGCACUCAGGUGCGUAACAUCAUGUGUGACGAUGUGCCGCCGUCGGCAGCGUGUGAGGUGCAUCUGAGGCGAACAUUUCUGGAGCCUGGCACCUACUGUGUCAACAUCACCCUGGAGGACUCCAGCAGCAUGGCCCUCGCCAGCACCACCGUCACCAUCAACAAGUCCCAGGACACACCUGUGUCCAAGACUUCUCACACUGCAGAGGUGGUCCUCUCAUCGAGCGCUGUGUUGGUGGCCGUCUUUGCAUUCAUCGCCUAUCUAGUCUACAAGCGUUACAAGGUGUACCGACCCAUUCGUAGGUCACUGGUGGAGGACGCCUGUGGCCAUGCCGGGGUCGGAGGUCCUAUGGUCCGCCUGAGGGAGGCACUCUUCCCCUCCAGUGAGGAGAGCCGUCACCUGCUGACAGAGCGACGCCCCCUGUAGGCUUUAGAGAGCUACACCAAAGUGCCUCUGCCCUGAAGAAAAAUAACUGCCCUAUGAAAAUCUAAGCAAAAAUAUAAUCAUUAAAAAGUCAAGAUAGCAGGAAUAGAUUUGUGUCUACAGUAAAAUAUUAAUAAAUAAUACUCAUGUUUUUUUUGUCUUAAUUAAGUUGCUACUUGAAAAGGCUAAUGUUACAGAAGAAUGUGAUUGGUAGAUGAUUAACUAAAGAGGCUGUUAUAUGUCUGGCUGCUCAUUUUAAUCUCAGUGUGGAUGAAGUAGUUGCUAAGAGAUGAACUGGGUUCAAGUCCUGCCUGUUUUUUUUUUUUUUUUUAUUAAAGCAAAACAAAUGCUUUUGUGCAAAUUCUGUGCUAAGCAGCGCUUUACAGAAGCUGUGCAUUAUUCUGCAAUAACAGUCUAAAAUUAAGUAUGAAAUCCUUGAGAUGAUUUUGAUUUAUAAGAUUUAUACUAAGCUUCCUCAAGUGAAUUAAAAUGGAAAUUUUUUAAUGUUAGACUCAAAAGCUAAACCAAAGAACUCAUUGGAGACUAUACACGACUAAUAAAGAUUGUGAACUAACCACUCAUCUUUGA
Seriola dumerili (greater amberjack) is the source of this 2666-nucleotide messenger RNA. RefSeq names its product glycoprotein nmb (gene gpnmb). Gene Ontology annotation, molecular function: integrin binding. The coding region runs from base 192 to 2081 and encodes 629 amino acids. NCBI's taxonomy places the organism in Eukaryota, Metazoa, Chordata, Actinopteri, Carangiformes, Carangidae. The record is from RefSeq and is a predicted model, not a curated record. Gene Ontology annotation, biological process: cell adhesion. The transcript is spliced from 12 exons.